Messenger RNA from Letharia columbiana, 621 nucleotides. RefSeq lists its product as uncharacterized. Gene Ontology annotation, molecular function: acyltransferase activity, transferring groups other than amino-acyl groups. The coding region runs from base 1 to 621 and encodes 206 amino acids. The record is from RefSeq and is a predicted model, not a curated record. The transcript has a single exon. Lineage: Eukaryota; Fungi; Ascomycota; Lecanoromycetes; Lecanorales; Parmeliaceae.
AUGGUUUUACUCUCCUCAUGUUCUCUUCGCAAAUUUCGCAGGAACGAGGAUAUUGAAGGUCUCAUGACCAACCGCGCGAAUGGGAUGACACUAAUAGCGACCGUGAGCGCAAAACCGUACGUACCUACGAAGCCGGAAGGAAUGGGGCAAAGGGCCCAUUUGCUUUUCAAGCGACCGCCUCCCGAUGCCAGCAAGCCUGAAACGAACAGCCAAAGGGGGAAGAGCGGCGACGAUGAUGAGGAGAGAUGGCCCAAAUGGGAGAUCCUAGCCAACGCGGUGCAUCCGAGCUUGCAAGGUCGCGGUCUAGCCUCCGCACUGCUGGAACAGGUAAUAGGGGAGAUCAAAUCACGCGCGUCUUCCUCCACAUCAUCCACGCCUCCCGCACAGCAUCACCGGAAUAGCGUCAACGGCGACGGCGACCCAGAAACCGAAAACACUCGCGAAGAGGCUGUAGGGAAAGGCAAAGUCAUGCUGAUGCUCUCAACGAUGCUCGAGAUCAACGAAUCGUACUAUCUCAAACGUGGGUUCGUAACUACGGCAGUAAGGAGAUUUGAACCGGGGACGAUGGGUAGCAGAGAUGGGUUCAGCGUUGCGGAGAUGAUGCGGUGGGUUGAUUUGUGA